This is a messenger RNA of Pecten maximus, 1041 nucleotides long. RefSeq names its product deleted in azoospermia protein 2-like. The transcript is spliced from 3 exons. Lineage: Eukaryota; Metazoa; Mollusca; Bivalvia; Pectinida; Pectinidae. Bases 1 to 1041 code for a protein of 346 amino acids. The record is from RefSeq and is a predicted model, not a curated record.
AUGUAUUAUAAAGCUGAUGCUGCUAAAGCUGUUGAUGUUGAGCUGGUGAAUGUUGCUCAGACUGCAGUCUCUCCAAACCAAGUACACAAGACAAAAAAACGAAAUAUAAAAAACCGUGUAAAACCUGUCUUCUACAAGGUUCAACAGCUACCCUUCUAUAAGGUUCAACAGCUACCCUUCUAUAAGGUUCAAGAUCUACCCUUCUACCAGAUACAACAGCUACCCUUUUACAAGGUUCAACAGCUACCCUUUGACAAGUUUCAACAGCUACCCUUUUACAAGGUUCAACAGCUACCCUUCUACAGGGUUCAACAGCUACCCUUCUACAGGGUUCAACAGCUACCCUUCUACAAGAUACAACAGCUACCCUUUUACAAGGUUCAACAGCUACCCUUCUACAAGGUUCAACAGCUACCCUUCUACAAGGUUCAACAGCUACCCUUCUACAAGGUUCAACAGCUACCCUUCUACAAGAUACAACAGCUACCCUUUUACAAGGUUCAACAGCUACCCUUCUACAAGAUACAACAGGUACCCUUCUACAAGAUACAACAGCUACCCUUCUACAAGGUUCAACAGCUACCCUUCUACAAGAUACAACAGGUACCCUUCUACAAGGUUCAACAGCUACCCUUCUACAAGAUGCAACAGGUACCCUUCUACAAGAUACAACAGGUACCCUUCUACAAGAUACAACAGCUACCCUUCUACAAGAUACAACAGUUACCCUUCUACAAGAUACAACAGCUACCCUUCUACAAGAUACAACAGGUACCCUUCUACAAGAUACAACAGCUACCCUUCUACAAGAUACAACAGGUACCCUUCUACAAGAUACAACAGCUACCCUUCUACAAGAUACAACAGUUACCCUUCUACAAGAUACAACAGUUACCCUUCUACAAGGUUCAACAGCUACCUUUCUACAAGGUUCAACAGCUACCCUUCUACAAGGUUCAACAGCUACCCUUCUACAAGGUUCAACAGCUACCCUUCUACAAGGUUCAACAGCUACCCUUCUACAAGUUUCAACAGAGAUAG